Aspergillus campestris IBT 28561 is the source of this 440-nucleotide messenger RNA. RefSeq lists its product as uncharacterized. The record is from RefSeq and is a predicted model, not a curated record. Bases 41 to 412 code for a protein of 123 amino acids. NCBI's taxonomy places the organism in Eukaryota, Fungi, Ascomycota, Eurotiomycetes, Eurotiales, Aspergillaceae. The transcript is spliced from 2 exons.
CGAAAAAACGUAGGAUGGUGAAGAAGGGGAAAAGGACAAAAUGAUGUCAGUGACGAGAGGAUUCUUAGUCGAGCUAGAGGAAGAACUGGACUCUGGAGAGCUCUGGCUGGAAGUGGAACGGGGCGCCGAGUGGACAGUGAACAGUGACUGGUGGGAAAGCAGGAGUCGGAAAGGAACGAGCCACGGGUUGACUAGCAGUGGCGCAAAUCUUCACUUCUCUUUUCCUCUUUUCUCUCUUCUCUCUUCUCUCUUUGGGUUUGUGCCUUUCUUCUGUCGCUCUCUUUGGCUGGGUAAGGAUAUAAAUCAAUCAAAUCAACGAAGAGGGGGGAAUGGGUUACCCACCGUCACCACGGAUGACCGACAGUCGAGACGGAGGACUAACAAAGGGCGGGGUAAAUCGACGGGAGUCUAGAUACUUGAUCCGAUCUGGACAUUUCUUU